AUGGCCUCCCAUCUGGAACCCCCCUCCCAUCUGGAACCUCCCCUCCCCAUCUGGAACCUCCCCCCCAUCUGGAACCUCCCUCCCAUCUGGAACCUCCCUCCCAUCUUGAACCCCCUUCUGAUGGAACCUAUGACCCAUCUGGCCCCCUUCCCAUCUGGAACCUCCCGCCCAUCUGAACCUCCCUCCCAUCUGGAAGUCCCCCAUCUGGAACCUCCCCCAUCUGGAACCUCCCCCAUCUGGGAGUCCCUCCCAUCUGGAACCCCCUCCCAUGGCCUCCUUAUCUGGGAGUCACCCCAUCUGGAACAUGGCCCCCCAUCUGGAACCUCACCGCAUCUGGAACCUCCACCAUCUGGAACCUCCCCCAUCUGGAACCUCACCCCAUCUGGAACCUCCCCCAUCUGGAACCUGGCCUCCCAUCUGGAGUCCCUCCCCAUCUGGAACCUCCCCCAUCUGGAACCUCCCCCAUCUGGAACCUCACCCGCAUCUGGAACCUCCACCAUCUGGAACCUCACCCCCAUCUGGAACCUCCACCAUCUGGAACCUCCACCCAUCUGGAACCUCCCCCAUCUGGAACCUCCUCCCAUCUGGAACCCCCUCCCCAUCUGGAACCUCCCCCAUCUGGAACCAGGUUGCAUCUGGAACCUCCACCAUCUGGAACCUCCCCCCAUCUGGAACCUCCCCCCAUCUGGAACCUCCUCCCAUCUGGAACCCCCCCCCAUCUGGAACCUCCCCCCAUCUGGAACCUCACCCGCAUCUGGAACCUCCACCAUCUGGAACCUCCCCCCAUCUGGAACCUCCCCCCAUCUGGAACCUCCUCCCAUCUGGAACCCCCCUCCCCAUCUGGAACCUCCUCCCAUCUGGAACCCCCCUCCCCAUCUGGAACCUCCCCCCAUCUGGAACCUCCCCCCAUCUGGAACCUCCACCAUCUGGAACCUCCCCCAUCUGGAACCUCCCCCAUCUGGAACCCCCACCCCAUCUGGAACCUCCUCCCAUCUGGAACCCCCCCCCCAUCUGGAACCCCCCCCAUCUGGAACCUCACCACCAUCUGGAACCUCCCCCCAUCUGGAACCUCCUCCAUCUGGAACCCCCCUUCCCAUCUGGAACCUCCUCCCAUCUGGAACCCCCCUCCCCAUCUGGAACCCUCCCCCCAUCUGGAACCUCACCCCAUCUGGAACCUCCCCCAUCUGGAACCUCCCCCAUCUGGAACCUCCCCCCAUCUGGAACCCCCCCCCAUCUGGAACCUCCUCCCAUCUGGAACCCCCCUCCCCAUCUGGAACCUCCCCCCAUCUGGAACCCCCCUCCCCAUCUGGAACCUCCCCCAUCUGGAACCUCCUCCAUCUGGAACCUCCCCCAUCUGGAACCUCCCCCCAUCUGGAACCUCCCCCCAUCUGGAACCUCCACCAUCUGGAACCUCCCACCAUCUGGAACCUCUGGCUAUACGUGAUAAAGUGA
This is a messenger RNA of Oncorhynchus keta (chum salmon), 1452 nucleotides long. RefSeq lists its product as uncharacterized. Lineage: Eukaryota; Metazoa; Chordata; Actinopteri; Salmoniformes; Salmonidae. The record is from RefSeq and is a predicted model, not a curated record. Bases 1 to 1452 code for a protein of 483 amino acids. The transcript has a single exon.